Molecule: messenger RNA, 792 nt
Organism: Emiliania huxleyi CCMP1516
Lineage: Eukaryota; Haptophyta; Isochrysidales; Noelaerhabdaceae
Exons: 1
Coding region: 1-792 (263 amino acids)
Biological process (GO): proteolysis
Cellular component (GO): cytoplasm
Molecular function (GO): calcium-dependent cysteine-type endopeptidase activity
Source: RefSeq, a predicted model, not a curated record
AUGCCCGGCGUGCGGACCUCGGAUGAGCCGUCACCCACGCCAGAGUCGGCCCGACGAUUCGUGGACGACCUGUGCCACGGCCGCACGCGGUGGUACAUCAACGUUGCGUGCGCACCGUUUGUGCUCACCUUCCGCUCGGCCGCGACGUACCUUGCUCCCUGCAUCCAAGUCCUCGGCGAUCGGGCGCUGUCCGGGCUCACGCGCCGCGCUUGCGCGCCGUGCCUGCAUCUGUCGUGCUUCUCCUUCACCGACUCGGAGUUCCCAGCGUCGAGCAAGUCGCUGGGCACCGCAGCGGCGCCGCACGCAGAGUGGCGGCGCGGGCCUCAGCUGCAGCCGAUGCAGCGCCGCGGCACUGCGCUCGUGAGAGACGGCAUCCAGCCGGCCGAUAUCGCGCAGGGUGCGCUCGGAGACUGCUGGCUGCUCGCCGCCGCCGCCUGCCUGGCAGAGUUCCCGGGCGUGCUGCAGAACCUGUUUGAGCAGACGCACGUCUCUCCGCGAGGCAAGUACGCGCUGCGGCUCUGGGACGUCGUCGGCCAGGCGUGGAUGCGGGUCUGCGUGGACGACUUCUUUCCUUGCGACAGCCGGAACGGGCAGCCGCUCUUUGCCCAGCCCGCCGACGGCGAGCUGUGGGUGUUGCUGCUCGAGAAGGCGUUUGCGAAGUACUGCGGCUCGUACGGCGAGCUGCAGGGCGGGCUCACGCUGUGGGCGCUGCACGUCAUGACGGGCGACCACUGCUUUAGCCUGAAGCGCGAGGCGUCGCAGCGGCGCCGCGAGAGGGCCUCGCCCCGCUGA